CUUUGUUCUAGUUAGUAAAUGGGCGUGUUUGCUCUGCGUGUUCAGUCUCUUAAAUUACCCGCUGUCGGAAAGGAAAUGGACUGAAGUUUGACAGCUGAGCCACAGGGCUGCUCUUGUUUACCUCAGGGAAUAAAGUAGAGAUGGACGAUUUCUGGGCGGGAGCCCUUUGGGCACUGAAGAUUUGGCUGUACCUCAUAAUCCUCCUCAUCAUGAUCCCUUCCAUGUUUGGAUUCUCACUGGGCAUUUCCGAGAUCUACAUGACCAUACUGGUGAAAACUUUGGAGUGGGCCACUCUGAAUAUACAGAAAGCAAAUUCAGAUGAAGGAACACUCAAACCCUCCUCAUCUAAUGGUCUCAUCCAAAGGGAAAAUGGAUCAAUGGAGAAGGAGCUCGAGGAACUUCGACGAAGUCGCCCAAAACCACCAGUGGGUGGUGAUUUUACACUAAGUGACUGUUUCUAUUUCAUCCGACAAGGGAUUGAGAGUAUUGUAGAUGAUCAGGUGACCCAGCGGUUCACUUCUGAGGAGCUGGUGUCCUGGAACUUACUGACUCGUACCAACAAUGAUUUCCAGUACAUAAGCCUGAAGCUGACACUGGUCUAUGGCCUUGGCAUCAUUGUGAGAUACUGCAUCCUUGCCCCCCUCAGAAUAACGUUGACCGUCAUCGGUGUGAGCUGGUUGGUAAUAGGAACAUCUGCAGUUGGAUUGCUUCCAAACUGGAGGAUAAAGUUCUGGCUCAGUGAGUUGGUCCAUGUGAUGUGCUACAGAAUCUGUGCUCGAGGACUCUCUGCCACCAUUCGCUAUCACAACAGGGAAAAUAAACCCAAAAAAGGAGGAAUCUGUGUUGCCAAUCAUACUUCUCCGAUCGACAUUGUGAUUCUGUGCACAGAUGGCUGCUAUGCUAUGGUGGGUCAGGUCCAUGGAGGCCUGAUGGGCAUUAUUCAGAGAGCCAUGGUGAGAUCCUGUCCUCAUGUCUGGUUUGAGAGGUCAGAGAUGAAAGAUCGCCAUCUAGUGACCAAAAGGUUGAAGGACCAUGUGAAUGACAAAAAAAAGCUUCCUAUAUUGAUAUUUCCAGAGGGAACUUGUAUCAACAACACAUCUGUCAUGAUGUUUAAAAAGGGAAGUUUUGAAAUUGGAACAACAAUAUACCCAGUCGCCAUUAAGUAUGACCCAAAGUUUGGAGAUGCUUUCUGGAACAGUUCCAAGCACAGCAUGGUCAGUUACCUGCUGAGGAUGAUGACCAGCUGGGCCCUUGUAUGCAAUGUCUGGUACCUGCCAGCCAUGCACCAACAGGAGGGUGAAGAUGCUGUCCAGUUUGCCAACAGAGUGAAGUCAGCCAUCGCUCACCAGGGAGGGCUGGUAGAUCUGCAAUGGGAUGGAGGCCUCAAGAGGGCAAAGGUGAAGGAGACAUUCAAAGAGCAGCAGCAGAAGAAGUACAGCAACAUGGUGGUGAGAGAUGACAGCAGCAGCAACAGCGACUGAGAUCCUCAGUCAGACUAAUAAACAAAGGCCUUGUCUUGUGUUGGAGAAUAUCUACUGGAAAAAAAAAUGCAAUGGUCCUCCAGUGUUUUCUCUCUGGCUGUAACUGACUGGAAAUACGCUACAGUAGAUUUAAAAAACUGUGAAAACUUAGGUACAGCUAAAGAGAGGGAAGGCUCAGUGAUUCAUAGAUAACACAAGUGCAAUAUUGAACAUUAUGAGGAACUGAAAAAGAAAAGCUCUCUGUGUUUACUGCUGCUUUAAAAAAGAGUUUGGGGUCACACAGCAUGUUCUAUAUUUUUAAUUUUUUAGAAAAUACAGAGACAUUUUGUUUCAGCAAUGAUUACUGCAGUGUUCCAGUGGCACAUUGAUUUAAAUGAUGCAAGUUCAACAUAUGAAAAGGAUGACUGAUUACUUUUUGCCCCCAUUGAUUACAGAAGCAUUAAGUGUCUGGAGCAACAGCACCUGUCGGUUUGACCAUAGUGUCAAACACUUCCAGUCAAACAACUUUAGGAUUUUGAAAACUAUAAUGCAACAAAGCUCCAUGCACUCAAUUAACCAACUGAGCUGUUUCUUUAAAGGGUACAACAGUUUUCAGCUGUGCUAACAUGAUCAUUUAGACUUUUGAUAAAUUUCUGGUAGCUAGCAGUGUGUUUGUAAUACAUAAAUAACAUUGCUGCAAUCAUAUGUUAGUUAUGAUUAUUAAUUCUACUGAUUCUACAACCUUUCGUCAAUAUUUCAGAGCAAAGUUAAGUGGUAUUAGAUGAAAACAAGCAUCCUUUUUUUUUCUCAGAAACAAAGACGUGUUAAGUGACCCCAAACUACUGAGCACAGUGUUUACUGAUGUGAAAUGUGUGAUUGCAGAUGAGCCACUGGUUCAACAAACUGGCUUGAUGAAUGUCUAAUUUGUCGACUUAAAUGUGUUCUACUUGUUGUGUUUUUUGGUUUGUUUGUUUGUCUACAUGUUGAAAGCCCAUGGUACAAAUGUUGUACUGUACAAAUGAAUUCAGGUGUUGCCAGGUAAUACUGCAAAAGAAUUCACGCUGAUAACUAACAAACCGUGCUAGUUCUCAGUUAACUUGAACGAACAAACACAUUUGAGUUCAAAACUGGCAGCAGCUUAGCAUUUGUUGUUCAAAAGGGAAAUUUGACCUCUUCUGCUCCUCAAAAGAAGCUCACAAGUUUGACACUUGAAUGAUGACCGUUAACGUUGUUGUGUGUGACAGUCCAGUUCAUUUAAUGACAACAUGAGCUGUAACUGCUUCACAGUAUAACGCACAGAACAGACUUUUUAGAUGGCUUCUCACUGGAUAGUUUUCCUGAAAUUUCAUCCUCAUGGCUUCCAUUUUUCUCUGGGACUUCCUCUUUGGGCCCUAAAAGCAGAUUGGAGAAGCAUUUGUUUUAGGGAGACUUUUUGAAUGUUGCAUGUCCUGAUAUUUUCUGUUUGUUUGUCAAACUGUCAAUAAUCUCACCAUCAUUUUCGUGAUUGCUGGGUUCUGUUUUGUCCUGAGUGCUCUGCUUAAAAACAAGUUUGAAUCAAUGAAAUUCUGUCUGAAAACCUUUAAACCACUCGGCCUUUGACUGAUGAAAGUACUCACCUGCAAGGAGUCCCUUUUUCUCUGUUGUUGUUUGAGUUCCUGAUAUCUGCAAGUAUUAAUAACAAAGUAGACAUAGCUAAGAAACUCUGCAGUCAGAGGAAUUACUUUGUGUUUUGUAGUUAGUUCCAUAAGUAUUCAGAUAAGAAUAUUCUUUGAAACUUUGAAACAUCUAGACAAGCCAAGAACAAACUGGAGGAGGUAGGUGUGAUAUUGUCAAAGUGUACAAUCAGCCACUGGUUAGACUUAGAAAACCAGAAAACAUCUAAAUGCACAGUUCUGGAAAAAACAAAAUCUUUGGAAACCAAGACGAACUUGUACAAAAAUAAUGAGAAAUUAUGGAGAUGUGCCAGUGGAACUGGGUUAUUGGUGUUUAUAGUUUAUGUGAAAACUGAUCAGAGUGUGCUUCACAGUGCAAAUGGACAAUAAACUAAAGCAGACGGAAAAAGCAAACUAAGAGUUUCUCAAAGCAAAGAAAGGCUAAGAAGUCAGUCACCUGAUUUGAACCUAGUGUUUCAACUAUAAAACAUGCAAAACUGAAAGCAGAAAGCCCAACAAACAAGCAACAACUAAAAGAGACUGCAGAAAAAGAAACGAGCAUCUCAAGGGAGGAAAUACAGUAUUUAGUGAUGUCCAUGGUUUCUAGACUUACAAUCAGUGAGUACAAAGGAUUUUCAGCCAAGUAUCAAAACCGGUCUUUAUAUAUAAAACUAUGUUCGUUUGUCAAACUCAUUUUAAACCUAUGAAACUGGGAUACUAUGUGUAUUAAGGCUAUAAUUCCUAAAUAGCUAAUGCAAACUUGUUCUUAACUAUUGAAUUAAAGAAUCUUCGUUUUGAUUGGUUGAAUUAAAAUGUCCUUUGGUGUGGUGCAGAGGCAAAACUACAAAAACUCUCACUGUCCAAAUAAAAAAGGAUCUAACUGUAAAAA
Oreochromis aureus is the source of this 4001-nucleotide messenger RNA. It is a transcript of the gene agpat9l, whose product is annotated as 1-acylglycerol-3-phosphate O-acyltransferase 9, like. Bases 141 to 1481 code for a protein of 446 amino acids. The transcript has 14 exons. The record is from RefSeq and is a predicted model, not a curated record. Gene Ontology annotation, molecular function: glycerol-3-phosphate O-acyltransferase activity. Lineage: Eukaryota; Metazoa; Chordata; Actinopteri; Cichliformes; Cichlidae. Gene Ontology annotation, cellular component: endoplasmic reticulum. Gene Ontology annotation, biological process: triglyceride biosynthetic process.